AUGUUCCACACCACCCUAACCAUUUUCAUUGUAAUCCUCGUCGUCGUGAACGGCGUCGACUCGCUGGGCGGCAAGCCGUUCCACGUCGCACAACGCGACAUGACCGGCAAGAAUUACGCGGUGCUCGCGCUUUGCGACGACUCCAACAAGGGACAUCAGAUCAACGUGACGCUGAGUUUGAGGAACGACGCCGGCGAGAGCCUCGAGACGAUCCACUUUCGGAACUCGAAGGAGCCGAUCGAGGUGAGUGGAAGCACGUCUGAUAUCAAACGGUUUUUCCAGAUCGAAGACCACUCGGCGCACAACAUCACCGAAGUGGUGCUGACCGCCGACGUGGCUCCGGUGCCGUACAACAUCCAGAAAGUGUCGGUGCGUAUUCGUGACAACCUCUUCAAAUUGCACGUCAACCAGGAAUGCGACGACGAGGAGGAGUUCAUCACCUCCGCCACCCAGCAGACCUUCUGGAGCCGACGCAUCGAUUGCGAGAGGUUCGUGGCUUCUACUUCUUCCUCUUCCAGAACAAAAAGGUUAUUUUUGAGAAAAGACGUCUACUGUGAUGACCGUCACGACGAGUUCAUCGGAUGCGAGUCCGUCUUCGUCUACCACUUGACUUGGAAGCGUGGCGCCACCGGAAGACUUUGA
This is a messenger RNA of Caenorhabditis sp. 36 PRJEB53466, 642 nucleotides long. The record is from the annotation of a GenBank genome assembly. Lineage: Eukaryota; Metazoa; Nematoda; Chromadorea; Rhabditida; Rhabditidae.